AGGUCUACCCUCAUUUCAAAUUCCUCAAAGCCCGCCCUCUUUCUACCUCCCCUUCUUUUGCUCCCCCCAUUUAGUAGCUCAAUAAACGAAGCCCUAAAACAAGAAAUCUAUCGACCGAAGUUGAGCUCUUCUCCCUUCCCUUCUCCUCUUUUCCUUCCACACCCCGUUCAUUAGUUCAAGAAACGAAACCUCGAUCGAAGGAGAGCGAUGGCGACCAACAUCGGGAUGAUGGACUCGGCAUACUUCGUGGGCCGGAACGAGAUCCUCGCGUGGAUCAACUCCACUCUCCAACUCAAUCUCUCCAAGGUCGAGGAGGCCUGUUCCGGGGCCGUGCACUGCCAGCUGAUGGACGCUGCGCACCCGGGGAUCGUACCGAUGCACAAGGUGAACUUUGAUGCCAAGAAUGAGUACGAGAUGAUCCAGAACUAUAAGGUCCUUCAGGAUGUCUUUAAUAAGCUCAAGAUAACCAAGCACAUUGAAGUAAACAAGCUUGUAAAAGGAAGGCCCCUGGACAAUUUGGAGUUUAUGCAGUGGAUGAAGAGAUACUGUGAUUCUGUCAAUGGUGGUGUUCUGAUCAACUAUAAUGCUUUAGAGAGGAGGGAUGCUUGCAGAGGUGGAAAAGAAGCAAACAAGAGGUCAUCAUCGUCUUCUCAAUCAUCCGUCAGAUCUUCAUCUGCUGCCAUUAAAACUCAAGCCUCCCAUGCUACAAAAAAGAAUGAUGGGCAUGUUGCAAAUGGAUCGCAUAGGACCAUAAAACCUGCCACUAGUUCUGUUGCUCAUGCUUAUGAUGAACAGAUCACUGAGCUGAAGCUUUUUGUGGAUAGCCUUGAGAAGGAAAGGGACUUCUACUUUGGUAAAUUGAGGGACAUUGAAAUUUUAUGCCAGAACCCUGAGAUAGAGCACUUGCCUAUUGUUUGUGCAAUUCAGAAGAUACUGUAUGCUGCAGAUGAUAGCUCAUCUGUCGUGGCAGAAGCACAAGCCAUGAUAGCACAGCAACGGAUCGAACCACCGCCACUCAGCCCUAUCCUUGAGACGUCAGAAGAAAAACCAAAGCAAGAAGUGCAGAAGAGAAAGGAUAUCUCCACCCUUGAGUUUGAUGCGGCGGCCCAUUCGACGCUGUCCCCACGGCAGAGGCUCUCUGACAUCUCGGAUGUGCACUACUGUGGAUCACCACUUACCAACUACUGAGAAAUUUUCGAGUUCAAAGCAGGUCCAUCAACUAAACCGGUCCAUUUUUCUUGGGUGCUUGCUUGUGAAGGUACAUGCUUGGCUCAGUCACUUUGCUCCUUAUCUUAACCAGGUCUCCGUAGCAACGGAGCGUUGCCCAUGAAAUGGAAUCUCAUAUGCAUUUCCUGAUAUGAGAUUUGGUGCCAAAUUUGGCUUUGGAAUACCGGAUGU
Molecule: messenger RNA, 1398 nt
Organism: Musa acuminata subsp. malaccensis (wild Malaysian banana)
Lineage: Eukaryota; Viridiplantae; Streptophyta; Magnoliopsida; Zingiberales; Musaceae
Product: microtubule-associated protein RP/EB family member 1C
Biological process (GO): regulation of microtubule polymerization or depolymerization; thigmotropism; spindle assembly
Cellular component (GO): spindle midzone; microtubule organizing center; cytoplasmic microtubule
Molecular function (GO): microtubule plus-end binding
Source: RefSeq, a predicted model, not a curated record